This is a messenger RNA of Seminavis robusta, 2259 nucleotides long. The record is from the annotation of a GenBank genome assembly. Lineage: Eukaryota; Bacillariophyta; Bacillariophyceae; Naviculales; Naviculaceae.
AUGACGGUGGACGCAGACUACGAAGAUGGCUUCUAUGGCUAUGAGGCAACCACUAACGACCCAGGAUUGAUCCUUUUGAUUGGUACAAUCGCGGUAUGCGUUGUUUUCAAUGCCCUUAUACCAUGCUUUGUGGCUUUUGGCAGCCAGCGAGAUAAGGCUCGGCAAGCCCAAAUGAAGGUGGAUCCAUGGGCCAUCAAGCCUGAUGAUGAAGAGGACGAGAAGAAACUGAAUUUCAGAACGGCUGCUCCGUCUAUCCGUUCAGUUUCAGAAUUCAGUCAGUCGAUCCAGUUUGGACCCGGCCGAUCGUUGUACAAUCGACGCUCUGUUCGAGCACCUUCCAUGGUCUCCAUGGGCUUGAGAUCUACUGUAAGCGGAGCCUCCGUGGGGACAUCCAUUGUAAACCAGUCUGUCGUUACUGGCUUGGGUGGAAGACGCUCUAGGAACCAACGACGUUUUCGACGUGCCCUGGAAAAAAGAGAGAUGCAGUAUGAAGCAGGCGUUGAGGCUGACAGUUUCUUCCGAUUCAACCAAGCCACCUUGCCGAGCGAGCGACCACAGCCACUUGAUGACGACCAAUCCUGUCUUAGCAAAAUGGAUACCGACGAAGUUUCGGUUAAGAGUUUUACCAUGGACGCUGACAAUGAAGACUUUAUUCCAAAGCAAUUCUUGUACGCGGAAGAAGAUGAAGUCGAAAUCACCUGCUGUGGCGUGGACGCAUGGUGGAAGCCCAACUGGGCCAUCACGUACUUCGAUAGAAUUGUGGCUCUUUCCGAGUGGGAUUUCGAAAUGAGAAAAAUCAUGAGGCUGACGAUACCAUUUGUUGCGCAGGCUGUGUUUACAGGCCUGCUGGACGUCAUGACUGUUGCCAUCAUCGGAAAACUGAUAGGCACAACCGAAGCUACAUCUUACGUUAUCGUGGAUAUGCUCAUUGGGCUUACGGACGAGUUUGUCGGCGGUUUCAUCAGUGCAUUGACUACACUUUGCAGUCAAGCUGCGGGAGCAAACCAAAACAAACUUUGCGGACAAUACGUGCAAAUGGCAAUGAUCUUGUACAUUUUGUUUUCCUUGCCCUUUAUGUACGUUUGGUGGGCUUAUACCGAGGAUGCCAUUUAUUGGCUUGGAUUCGAUGAAACCGCUGCAACCAUGGGCAGCGAGUUCGCCAAGAUCUGCAUCUUUUCUACUUUGGUGGAAGGCAUCAAUGAGACUUUGCACAGUCUGUUAGAGGUCAUUGAACUGGAAAACUACAGUACGGUGGUGGGGAUUUCGGAGGAUGUCCUCGGCUUCGUGUUGGUUCUGCUGGCGGCGCUCCUGUUUGAACCCAGUCUCUUUGAACUCGGUUUGAUUCAUCUCGGGCUCGGGGUAGUGUUCCUCCUGUUGAACAUUGCCUUUAUCUGCGUGAAAGGAUGGUUCAAGCCGUACCUUUCUGGAAUGCUGGGUACUUUCGCUUUGUUGAACUUCAAGGCUGUUUGGCUGAUGUGCAAGACAGCGCUGGCAUUGUCCGCGGGGUACCUGCUAACUGAUGGAGAAUGGGAAAUCAUGACUCUUCUUGCUAGCUUUUUGGGCCCUGCAGAAGUGGCCGCAUGGACUCUGAUUGGCACGGUGUGGGGUUGCAUAGAAGCCCUUACAGAGGCCAUUGGAGAUGCUGCAGAGAUCCGAUGUUCCUUCCUUCUUGGGUGCGGGAAACCCACCCAUGCUCGAGUGUCUUCCUACAAGAGCAUGCUCAUAGCUACUAUCUCUGCCUUUCUUGUUACAUCAAUCCUGUUUACAAUGGGAGAAGACAUUGCAACUUGGCUAACGAAUGAUCCAGUCUUACAAAAGAUGAUCGUCGAUGUGCUACCGCUGUUCGGCCUAGGAAACAUAACCAUGACUGUUGGAACAGCAAGCUGGACUUUGCUUGGAGCGCAAGGGCGAUACAGGCUGGCAACUACGGUGGCCUUCCUUGGCAGUUGGCUAGUGACGAUCCCUUUGUCCGUGCUCGCUAGUGUUGCCCUCCACCUGACCUUGGAGGGUCAAACUGCAGCUGUCGUGGUCGGCUACAUGGCAUCGGGGACUAUCAACGCCUACUUUUUGUUUCGAUCGGACUGGGAACAGAUAUCACAAGCUGUGAUUAACAACCAUCAAAUGGAAAUGGCAGCGCCGCCAGAAAAGGAGGAUCCAAGCAAGGAUACAAGUGAUGCGGCGUCGGUGUCAUCGCAGGGGUCCGCAGCAGUGUCGGCGUAUGCUGUCGGCAGAGUGCAGCACGCAUUGCAGACUCCUUAG